UGAAUGAUGUAAUUCAUUUAGGUUAAUAACAGACAAAUCCUAUCACAAAAAUACAAAAUCCAUCGCAUGCUUUAGCAUCCCUUGUUCAAAGUUAGGACAAGAAAAAAUUACAAGAACAUCAAGUAAAUAAAAAUUGAAAAAAAAGGGACAAAGUAAGUCUGUAAAAAGUCCCCAACUCUUGACCAGCUUCAUAACAACUCUGCAAUUUAUAAUAAUACAAGAAACCUCAAAGCACAUCCGGUUCUGGAAGAAGUAAAAACUGGAGCUCAAACAGUUAUCUUGUAAAAAAAAUAGUAUUUAAUUAAAAAAAAAAAAAAGAAGGCACUGAUUAUACCCGGAAAUGGUAGAAGAAAAAGAAUAAACCAAGGUCUUUGCUUGGGAACCACCUUCAAAUCUGUGACAGAGACGGCAGUUUCAUUUACUCAGUUCCUACCUAUUCUGCUGCUCAAACACCCUCUUUAUUUAUUUAAAUCUCUCUUCUUUUUUUUCACUCCCUGUUGAAUUUCUUUGUUGGGUUUUUCUCUAGAUUUUUUAAAAAUAUUAUUUAUUUAGUAAUAUAAUAGUAGAAGAGAAAGAAAGAUGGGAACUUUGUUUUAUUAUGGCUCUUUGUGAGUUCUCUCCAAGGCAAAAACGAAGUCUUCUCUUUUCACACCUUUCAAUCUUAAAAAACAUGAGAAGAAGAAUCUAGGGUUUGACAACACCAAUUCCAACAAAGUUUUUUUUUUUUUGGGUAGGAGAACUGUUUCUGCUAUAGAAAUCUUUGUUGGUAGUGAUCUGAAAUUUGAAUUUGAAUUUUUUUGUUUAAAUAUUAAUGUUUUUGUGGUAUGUUUUAGUUUAAGUAAUUUGGGUUGAUGAAUUAGGAUCCUUGUGGGAUUUGGGGUAACAUGGAGGAGGUUGAGGAAACUAACAAGGCAGCAGUAGAGAGCUGCCAUAGAGUUUUGAGUAUUUUAUCUCAACCUCAAGAUCAGGUUCAUUAUAGAAAUUUAAUAGCUGAAAUGGGGGAAGCUGUUUUUAGGUUCAAAAGAGUAGUUUCUCUUUUAAACGCUGGUUUGGGACAUGCAAGAGUAAGGAAGCUAAGGAAAUUACAAACCCCGUUUCCUGAGAGCAUCCUUUUGGAUAAUCCACACCCUAAGGCUACAGAUUAUCCAUCCAGGAAUUUGCAGCUUGGUUACCAUGAAAGUUCAGUUCAAGAAUUGAGUUCACAUUCCAAGAAUUCUCUCCAUUUAGGAAAACUAUCUUUAGAAUUGAGUUCAAAUGGGGAAAACCCUCUUCAACUCAUUCAACCGGCGCCAUCCGGUCACUAUCAUUUCCUCCAACAACAGCAACAGCUGCAACAGAGGUUACAGCUCCAGCAGCAGCAGCAACAGCAACAACAGCAAAUGAAACAUCAAGCUGAAAUGAUGUUUAGGAAGAGUAGCUCUAGCUGCACACCUCCCAUGUCAUCAACUAGGUCUUUCAUUUCUUCCUUGAGUAUAGAUGGUAGUGUAGCGAACUUGGAUGGUGAGAGUGUCUUUCAUUUAAUUGGGGUGCCUCCUCCCUCAGAUCAGGGUUCGCAACAGAAGAGGAAGUGUUCUGGUAGAGGAGAAGAUGAGAGUGUCAAAUGUGGAAGUAGUGGUAGAUGCCACUGCUCCAAAAAGAGGAAACAUAGAGUAAAAAGAUCAAUCAAAGUGCCUGCUAUCAGUAACAAGCUUGCUGAUAUUCCUCCUGAUGAUUAUUCAUGGAGGAAAUAUGGGCAGAAGCCAAUCAAGGGUUCUCCUCACCCUAGGGGAUAUUAUAAAUGUAGCAGUAUAAGAGGUUGCCCUGCAAGGAAGCAUGUGGAGAGGUGCUUGGAAGAGACAUCCAUGCUUAUUGUUACCUAUGAAGCUCGAAACUCUGAAAUGACAUGACUAAGGUGUACGAAACUGGUUGAGUUCAAAGAUGGGAUGAGUUGGCAACCAAUUAUAUAUAUAAAGAAUGGUUUCUGAGUUUGUUGAACCAAUCAGUUUCAAUUUCUUGUUUGUUUCCUUUCCCUUUAAGAAUUAUUGAUGUUAAAUUCUUGUGAGCCUUAAAACAAGGCAAGUGAGUUACGUAGAGCAUCCAACACGGGCAACAUGCUUUGACAAAACAUGGCAAUAAUAGCAUUUCCUCUUUACUCGGUUCCAAAACCACGGCAGGAAUGAACCUAAAAUUUAACCCAUAUGGUUCACUCUAGCAAAGCUGGAGUUCGAUCUCCAACGUUUGCAAAUUCUCCUUCCCCGAUUUGGCCUACUUGUUUGAAGGAGUACCUGUGCUAUAAAGGUAGAAUUUCCACAGCAUUCAAGUAAAUCUAAAAUAUGGGAUUUGAAGAAAAUAUGGUACUACCCUUGAAUAGUUAUGAUGGAGGUUGAUUUAAAAUUCUGGAGUUAUUGAUUGUCAAAGGAAUGAAGAUGGGGUCAAAAGUGUCACUCGCCUAGUUCGUAUUAUUCUCAAACCGUGCUAUAGUGUUUGCUGCAACCUUAGGUAACAAGUACGAUGGCUUAAAAGAUGAAUGAGGUCGUACGAGCUAACAAUUUGUUACUGGGAUCUCCAAUCAGAGAGAGUCAAUCUGUUUAACUACAUCAUGACAUAAGGAACGCGAAAUAGAUGUUUAUGACGUUUGGUUCUCGGCAAAGUAAGCUUUCCUCGUCUUAUUAGGUCUAUUUAAAAAAAAAAAAAAAAACUUAAUUUUUUUUAACUACUAGUUCA
This is a messenger RNA of Durio zibethinus, 2703 nucleotides long. Its product is annotated as putative WRKY transcription factor 21. NCBI's taxonomy places the organism in Eukaryota, Viridiplantae, Streptophyta, Magnoliopsida, Malvales, Malvaceae. Gene Ontology annotation, molecular function: sequence-specific DNA binding; DNA-binding transcription factor activity. The record is from RefSeq and is a predicted model, not a curated record. Gene Ontology annotation, biological process: regulation of DNA-templated transcription.